Neltuma alba is the source of this 1350-nucleotide messenger RNA. Its product is annotated as putative disease resistance RPP13-like protein 1. The coding region runs from base 81 to 827 and encodes 248 amino acids. Gene Ontology annotation, molecular function: ADP binding. The record is from RefSeq and is a predicted model, not a curated record. Lineage: Eukaryota; Viridiplantae; Streptophyta; Magnoliopsida; Fabales; Fabaceae. The transcript has 2 exons.
AUAGCUUUCCCUUAGCCUUAGCCGCACUUCUCUGUUUGCUAUCAGCCCUUUCUCUUCCUCAUCACUUUUUUCUUCCUACCAUGGCUGGAGAACUUCUUGGUGGUACUGUUUUGUCUGCCUUCCUUCAAAUGGCUUUGGAUCGGUUGGUUUCUCGUGAAACUCUUCAGUACUUGCAAAAGAGAGGAUUGAAUGAGACUCUGGUGAAGAAGUUGAAGAUCAUGUUGUUAUCCAUCGAUUGUGUAAUUGAUGAUGCUGAGGAUAAGCAAUUCAAUGAUUCAAAUGUGAAGGCUUUGCUUUUGGAGCUCAAAGAUGUUGUGUAUGAUCCUGAGGAUGUCUUGGAUGACAUUAACUAUGCAGUCUACAAGCGCAAGUUGGAAGUUGAAACUAGUGUUACUAGUAAGGUACGAAAAUUCUUCUGUGCUUUUGCUACCUCAUUUGACCAGGCAAUUGAAUCAAGGGUGAAACAAGUCCUUGAAAACCUAGAAUUUUUUGAGAGUAGAAAGAUUGAUCUGGGAUUAAAACAAGAUAAAGGUGGCGCUGUUAGGCUUGUCACAAUGUUGCCAACAACUUCUUUGGUGGAUGAAGUUGGAAUAUAUGGCAAGAAUGAAGGCAAAGAAAUUAUCACGAAACGAUUGCUAAAUGAUGGCCAAGUUUCUGUGAUCUCUAUGGCGGGCAUGGGUGGACUGGGAAAAACCAAACUGGCUCAACUUGUUUAUAUUGGUGAAAGGAUCCAAAGUGAGCUAGACCUCAGAGCUUGGGCAUGUGUUUCUAAUGACUUUGAUGUUGAGGUUAACAAAAAUAAUUUUCAAGAGAACCAUGACAUCUAAUGAUGAUAUAGAAGACUUAGAUAUACUUCAAAAUAAGUUGAAGGAUCAUUUGUUUGAGAAGAAAUUUCUUAUUGUUCUUGAUGAUGUUUGGUGUGAUGAUUUUAAGUCAUGGGAAGCUUUUCUAGCACCUGUCAUUAGGGGGGGCUACAGAAAGCAAGAUUCUUGUCACUUUAUGCAAUGAGACUGUUGCCUUAGUUGCUUGCUCCAAUGAAAUAUAUCAUCCACAUCAAUUGUCAAAUGAAGAUGGUUGGUUGUUAUUAACGAAAUAUGCAUUUGAUAAUUAUUGUCCUCAAACAAAUUUUGAUCAUGAAGAAAUUGGUAGAAGGAUUGCUAAAAAGUGCAAUGGUUUGUCUCUAGCCUUGAAAUUAAUUGGAAGUCUCUUGUAUAGAAAAUCAUCUUGGGAGGAAUGGAAUAACAUUUUGAGAAGUGAGGAGCAAUUAGUUCUAUUGUGGAUGGCUCAAGAUUUCUUACAAGCCUUUCUAUCAAGUAAGUCAAUUGAAGAAGUAGGUAACAAAUGCUUCAA